UUCUUAAAGUUUUCCCAGCCCUGGGGCUUGGUUGGCCUGGCGCUGGCAGUUGUUUUUAUAAUUUAGGAUUUUGAUUUUACUACUACAAAUAUUUAAGUAUAUAUUGUUAAGCACAUUUAUAAAAGACACACCAUGUCGAUAAAUAUAAUGAGCCAGUAUACACACCCACAGCGUGUGCGUUUGCUGUACAAAACCAUAUUGAGGCUACAUCGAGGUUUACCCACUGAGCUGCGCGCCUUGGGCGAUAAUUACGUGCGGGAUGAGUUUAGACGGCACCUCAAAUGCAAUCCAAUGGAGGCACAACUUUUCAUGACUGAAUGGGCUCGAUACGCCUCCACGAUCACAAAACAGCUGGGACUGCGCGGCAAGCCCAAAGGGGAACUGGGAGAACCGCUCGACUCGCAGUCAGUGGAAAUGCUUAAAGACGAUCAAGUGGUCCAGCUGUACGAGUUAAUGCUGGCCGCCAAGGCCCUCCAUGGCGACACGAUAACAGCAGACGAUGUGAGAGGCAGUAAUAAAUAAAUGUUUGUUGUUUUUGUUUUAUAUUA
Drosophila mojavensis is the source of this 548-nucleotide messenger RNA. RefSeq names its product succinate dehydrogenase assembly factor 3, mitochondrial (gene Sdhaf3). The transcript has 3 exons. Bases 133 to 522 code for a protein of 129 amino acids. The record is from RefSeq and is a predicted model, not a curated record. NCBI's taxonomy places the organism in Eukaryota, Metazoa, Arthropoda, Insecta, Diptera, Drosophilidae. Gene Ontology annotation, cellular component: mitochondrial intermembrane space; mitochondrion. Gene Ontology annotation, biological process: mitochondrial respiratory chain complex II assembly; succinate metabolic process.